CCCAAAAAAUACUUGGCCAUCCUUAAUCAUGCUUAAUGAAAUCUUAGUGGAACUUCCCCUAUACAAGAAACUUCAUAUCCAGUAUCUUGUAUUGGAUGAAAAUCAACCUCGUACGUUUUACAACUUCAUCUUCUUAAUUUGCUUCAGAGAAAUGGAAGUUCAAAUCAUUUCUAAAGAAAUUGUCAAACCCUCUUCUGCAACCCCUCAACACCUGAGCACCUACAACCUCUCUCUCCUCGAUCAAUUAGCUCCCCAAAUUUACGUUCCCAUAAUUCUCUUUUAUUCAGCAAGCAGAGAGAAUUCCUACAGAAAAUAUCAUCACCUGAAAACAUCCUUGUCAAAGACAUUAACCCACUUCUCUCCUUUCGCCGGACGAAUUAAGGAUGGCUUUUCCAUUGACUGCAACGAUGAAGGUGCUUCAUUUAUCGAAGCAAAUGUUGCCGGAGAAAUAUCCAUGACACUUGAAGAAUCCGACGUACAUAAGUUGGAAAAGCUACUACCUUGUAAUCCGUAUGAUGUAUCCUCUGAGAUAAGCUCUCGGGUAUUGUUAGCAGUCCAAGUGAAUUACUUCGCUUGCGGUGGAAUGGCAUUGAGUGCUUGUAUUUGGCAUCCAAUUGGGGAUGCAUCAGCAUUGGCGUCCUUUCUUACUAGUUGGGCUGCAAUUUCACGGGGUGCCACUGAUGAUAUUGAAGGUGUAAUCUCUGAUUGCACCUCGCUUUUCCCUCCACAAGACGUAUCAAGUUUCUCGUUACGUAAUUUCUUCAACGAGGACUUGUUAAGUAAAAUUACGAUGAAAAGGUUCCUGUUUGACAGCUCUAAGAUAGCUGCACUGAGAGAAGAAAUAGGCAACAGCUCAUGUUUGGAUCCUCCAACACGAUUUGAGGCUGUGGCAGCUCUCAUUUGGAAAGCUGUGAUGGCUGAAACUGAAGAAGAUCAAAAUGGAAACGAAACUAAAGCUAACGAGAUAAAUGUUGCAAUCAUUGCAGUGGAUCUGCGGAAAAGAAUGAUUCCACAGUUGCCAAAGCUAUCAAUUGGAAACAUCUUUCAAGUGACAAAGGCUAUUUGUUCAAAGAAUGAUGAGAAACUGGUAGACUAUAAUGCUUUAGCAACGAAGCUUCACGAGUCAAUAGGGAUGGUGAACAAUGACUUUGUGAGGAUGAUUCAUGGCGGUGGUGCGUACUUCCAGUUUUUGAGGAAAGAGAGUGAGAAGCACGGAGAAAACUCUAACCUGACGAAGCUUUUUGGUUUCAGUAGUUGGUGCAGAUUUCCCUUCUACGAGGUUGAUUUUGGGUGGGGAAAGCCCACUUGGGUAGCCACUCCCUUAAAAUUUCAUAACGUUGCCAUUUUCUUAGACUCCAAAGAUGGUGAAGGAAUAGAAGCAUGGGUGUCUUUGUCUGAGGAACAUAUGAUGAAGUUUGAACAAAAUCCUGGCAUCUGUGCCUAUUCAUCUUUCAAGCCAAGCACUUAAAAUGAAUAUUUUCAUCAUCUACUGAUCUCUUGUUUUCUUUUGAGAAUGUUGAUUCUAUGCCACAAGUCAUGAGAUCAGUAAUCUAAUGGCAUAUUAAGGAGGUCACAUCCACGACCAUAGUGUGUUUGCAUAGUGUUUGAAUUAAUCCUUUAUGUUUUAGAAGUCUCUUUCCUAAGAAAUUCAAUGUACAAUAAAGUUCUCUCUUUCUUUUUAUA
Messenger RNA from Manihot esculenta (cassava), 1683 nucleotides. Its product is annotated as stemmadenine O-acetyltransferase. Lineage: Eukaryota; Viridiplantae; Streptophyta; Magnoliopsida; Malpighiales; Euphorbiaceae. Bases 29 to 1468 code for a protein of 479 amino acids. The record is from RefSeq and is a predicted model, not a curated record. The transcript has a single exon.